Melanotaenia boesemani (Boeseman's rainbowfish) is the source of this 3636-nucleotide messenger RNA. RefSeq names its product uridine-cytidine kinase 1-like 1b (gene uckl1b). The coding region runs from base 637 to 2244 and encodes 535 amino acids. The record is from RefSeq and is a predicted model, not a curated record. Gene Ontology annotation, molecular function: kinase activity; ATP binding. NCBI's taxonomy places the organism in Eukaryota, Metazoa, Chordata, Actinopteri, Atheriniformes, Melanotaeniidae. The transcript is spliced from 15 exons. Gene Ontology annotation, cellular component: cytoplasm.
UCGACAUCAGAGACGAAUAAUAGCUGGCUGCUUGUCUAGUACUUUUCACUCUUCUUAUUUUUUCUGUUUGUUUCUUUGGGUCUUUACCGCUCCCUUCUGGUCCCUCUUUCACCUCCAGCCACAUAUUGUGACACUAACUGUCAAAAACAGACGACCCAAGCUUGGCAUUUGUGUGUGUGUGUGUGCCAGUGGUGGGGAGGUCUUGCUCUAAGCUGAUGCUAUUAAUACCAGCUAAUGAACAUAAUCUGGAGGGUAGGUUAUCCUCUUACGUUUGUUGGCUGGACGGCUAAGGGGAGGAGCAGGGAGCUGUGUGAAAGAGGAGGGAAAAGCUGUAGCGCUGUAGUUUCACACUGUAGUUUUCUUCACUAAGCCGCAGUGCCUUCACUCUACCUCUAUUGAGAGAAUGGGGGAAACAGAAAGCUAAACAGAUGUUUUAAGUUUCGUUUCUCACCCCAGUUGAUAUCCCUCUAUAUUUCCCACUGUCAGCAUCAUUCUGGUUGUGUUGCACCAGAGGGCAGUGCUUGUUAUUGUGUUCAGGUGUAUGAUAAUACUUAAUAUAUCUGUUGGAAGUAGAGUAGGAUUAAAUUCAACUUGUGGAGCACACACAGUGGAAGUAUAUUGGUAUUUUUUCCAGUUAUGAACUCUCUACCAGCUUACUCAGGAGCUAGAAUAUCUGGCUGUUGGACUCUAAGAUCUGAUGGCAGUGGAGGUGGAGAGGGAUCACUGGACAGGCUUCUUCCCUCGGUAAGCACAGGCCUUUCUCCCAGGAAAAGGACCACCAGCCAGUGUAAGUCUGAGCCUCCUCUGCUACGCACAUCGAAACGAACCAUCUAUACUGCUGGUCGCCCACCCUGGUACAACGAACAUGGGACACAGUCCAAAGAGGCCUUCAUCAUUGGUCUGUGUGGUGGCAGCGCUUCAGGAAAGACAACCGUAGCCAGGAAAAUCAUUGAAGCUUUAGAUGUACCGUGGGUUGUAUUACUCUCAAUGGACUCUUUUUACAAGGUCCUGUCCCCCGAACAGCAGACCCGGGCUGCCAGCAAUGACUAUAACUUUGACCACCCUGAUGCCUUUGACUUUGAUUUGCUGACACACAUCCUGCGCAAACUCAAACAGGGCAAGAGUGUGAAAAUUCCUGUGUAUGACUUUACAACCCAUGGGAGACAAAAGGAGUGGAAAACUGUGUAUGGAGCCAGUGUUAUCAUCUUUGAGGGAAUCAUGGCCUUUGCAGAUAAAGAGCUUUUGAAGUUGCUGGACAUGAAGAUCUUUGUAGACACAGAUUCUGACAUUCGUUUGGUGCGCCGACUGAGGAGGGACAUUUCAGAAAGAGGCCGAGAUAUUGAGGGUGUCAUCAAACAGUACAACAAGUUUGUGAAGCCAGCUUUCGAGCAGUACAUCGAGCCGACCAUGCGCCUGGCUGAUAUUGUGGUGCCGCGUGGUGGUGGCAAUAUGGUUGCCAUUGAUUUGAUUGUUCAGCAUGUUCACAGUCAGCUGGAGGAGAGGAAACUUCGCUGGGAUAUGGCAGCCUUGGCUUCUGCACACCAGGCCCAACCCCUCCCCCAAACCCUCAGCGUUCUGGAGAGCACACCCCAAGUCAGGGGCAUGCACACCAUCAUCAGAAACAAGGAAACCACUCGUGAUGAGUUCAUCUUCUACUCCAAGAGGUUGAUGCGCCUAUUGAUCGAGCGAGCGCUCUCCUUUCUCCCCUCACAGGUCCACAUAGUCCAGACCCCCCAGGGAGAGGAUUACGAAGGCAGGACUUUCUAUGGGAAGAGGAUCACAGGUGUGUCCAUCCUGCGAGCCGGAGAGACCAUGGAGCCAGCUCUAAGGGCUGUCUGCAAAGACGUCCGCAUCGGCAAGAUCCUCAUCCAGACCAACCAGGACACGGGAGAACCAGAGCUUCAUUACCUUCGUUUACCCAAAGACAUCACUGAAGAUCAUGUGAUUCUGAUGGACUGCACCGUGUCCACAGGAGCUGCUGCUAUGAUGGCAGUACGAGUCCUGCUGGACCAUGACGUUCAGGAGGACAAGAUUCUGCUGGUUUCUUUGCUCAUGGCUGAGAUGGGAGUUCACUCAGUUGCCUACGCAUUCCCACAGGUUAAAAUCAUCACCACAGCUGUGGACAAGAAGGUCAAUGACGUCUUUCACAUCAUCCCUGGCAUAGGAAACUUUGGAGAUAGAUAUUUUGGAACGGAUGCGCCCCCUGACUGGAGUGACGAGGAGAUGGACGAGCCCAGUUACUGAUGCCUCUACUAUAUUUCCUGAUUCAGAGUUGUGCCCCCUUUAUUACCGAAAAAUGUUUGGCCACAAUUUGCAUCCGUCAAGGGCCGAACAGAACUGUCCUAAAAAAGGAACUGAAAACAGGACAAUGUGACGUUGCUACUUUACAGUUUCAGUUUUAAAUUAUAUUAUUUAAUUAGGUGGAAAUACUGACAGUGAAUGUUACUGUUGAUGUUUUUAUUUGUACAGCAUUUUUUAAAGUUCUUAUUUUGAUGUUUAAAUUGUGACAAUCGCUUGAAAAUUUGAAGACGUGUUUUGAAAAGAUUUAUCCGGCCUUAAGUCAUGCACUGCGGACGGCACAACUAAGUGUGGAUUUGCACAUGAUGUAAAAGAACAACAGUCAAACUUUUUUUUUUUUUGUCUUCUUCCUCACAACUUUCACAAAAGUAAAAUCAGAGCGUGAACUUGGGUUGCUCAACUUCCAUGGCCAUGAGCACUUUCAGAAGGACCAUUCAAUCGGAAAAUGUGUGGGUGUACCUGUCUGUUUCUUUUCUUUUUUUUUAGCUUUCUCGUUCACUCUUUUCCUUCUCUGUGGAUGCCGACUUACCCAGCUGAAAAGGAUGUUAAAACCACUUUUAUUUUACAGCUUUAAGUAUGUACUUGUGGCGUAUAUUUAUGCUGAAUGUUCUUCAUUUUCAUAUUAUUACUGUGGAUAGACCUGACCAGUCAGCAGGCAAGCCAUGCAUCUUUGUUUCUGUGAAAAUGGGUCAUCUGCAUUAAGCAAACACAGAUUACGUCUUUUCUUCAGUCUCACGCGUCCUGAUUAAUGCUUCUGUUCUUGAUGCAGUAGAUAAGAUUGAUUGUUUAAAAGAAGCCGAUGAGCUGCAGACCCAUGAAGUUGAAAUAGCUACAGGUCAGAAAGUUUUCAGAUUGUGCCUGAUCUUUUUACUCAGUAGCUAUAUUGAAAUGAAUAAAGUCCAUCUUUUUAAGAUGGAGAUUUAUUAAUAUUGCCUUGUUCUUAUUGUUGAAAAUGUCAACAGUUUGCCAGACAUGAACUUGCAGUCAGUUAAUUUUGAUAGCAUAUUGCUGUGAUGUUCAUAAGGUCAUAAUUAUCAUUUGAUUUAAUUUUAAUCAUCUAGAUUUAUUAAAAUUGCAGCAUUUUACAACAUAUUUCUAAUAGAAGGAGCUUACUGCAUCUUGUCAUGUUAGUGACGAGUUGUUAAAGUUGGCAAGUCAAUGCUUUUCCAUUUAAUCACCUGUUACUGAACAAGACGUUCUCACUGCUGAUUACAUUUUUCUGUUGAGGUCAGGUGAUGUGUUUGCAGCCUCCCAGCCUGAAUGUACAAUGUCUAAGAUUUAUUAUGUCUGCAUGUUUAUUUUUUUAUAUUGAAUAAAAGUGCAAUGUAUAGAUUUUAA